UCCAUUCUCUAAAACCCUUUGCCCAAAACCCUCGCCAUUUCCUCUGCGCACAGCAAUGGCGGCAGAAACACAAUGAACACUUGGUUGCAUCCAAACUCAGUUUAUCCAGCGCCCAUACUCCUCGACUCGGCUGAAUCACACGCGAAUUUGGAAAACCGGCUGCCAUUUCUCUGUCUUCGAAGCUUUUUCGAACAUCCAUCAACAAACGAUUAAUUCCGUCGCCCAUAGUUCUCGUUUUCAUGCACGCCAUUGAUACAGCGAAGCAGAGGCUUCACAUUGAGGGGGAGAGGCACAUUUUCCGGCUCUAUGAUUAUAAGUGCCGUUUCAACCUCCAUCAGAAAUGUUGAGGGUGUCUUCAUCAUUUGGAACAUGGAAGCAUAAUCGUUGGAAAGCUAGUUUGACACUAUUUCCGACUAUAUUUAAAAGUUUACAUACUGAAAACUCCAGUAUCAUUUCUACCAAUAUUUGUAUAAGUCGUCAUGUAAGAAAUGGUCGUCUUGAUCUUGCUCAAACUCUGUUCAAUGAAAUGCCGGUAAGAAGUAUUGUCUCAUGGAAUGUCAUGAUUUCUGGAUACUCCAAAUUAGGACAGUACGGUGAAGCUCUCAAUCUGGCUUCAAAGAUGCAUUGCAACAAUGUAAAAUUUAAUGAGAAGACUUUUUCUACUUUGUUGAGUAGUUGUGCCCAUUCAAGGUGUACAUUUGAGGGAAAACAACUUCAUUGUUUGGUUUUGAAAUCUGGGUUGCAGAUUUUUGAGCUUGUGGGAAGUGCAUUGUUGUAUUUAUAUGCGAACAUCUAUGACAUCACUGGAGCUAAGCAGGUUUUUGACGAGUUGCAUAAUAAGAAUGGUUUGUUAUGGAGCUUGAUGCUUGUGGGGUAUGUGAAAUGCAAUUUUAUGGACGAUGCUUUUGAUCUGUUUACAAAAAUUCCGAAACGAGAUGUGGUGGCAUGGACUACAUUGAUAUCGGGGUAUGCAAGAAGUGAGAACAACUGCAAGAGGGCAUUGGAAUUAUUCUGCUACAUGAGGAUGAAUGGUGAGGUGGAGCCUAAUGAGUUCACUUUUGAUUGUGUUGUGAGAGCUUGUGGGAGACUGAGAGAUUUGAGUCAGGGGAAGGUUGUUCAUGGGAUUUUGACUAAAUAUGGACUCCAUUUCGAUCAUUCAAUUUGUGGUGCACUGAUUUUGUUUUAUUGUCAGUGUGAAGCUAUUGACAAUGCCAAGGCAGUUUAUGAUAGUAUGGAAAGACCAUGUUUAAAUGCUUCAAAUUCACUUCUUGAGGGACUGAUAUUAGCAGGAAGAUUUAACGAUGCUGAGGAGAUUUUUAACAAACUAAGAGAAAAAAAUCCAGUUUCAUAUAAUUUGAUGCUUAAAGGGUAUGCAAUCAGCAGCAGAAUUGAAGAAUCAAAGAGAUUAUUUGAAAGAAUGACCCAUAAAACUACAAUUUCAACUAACACUAUGAUAUCCGUGUACUCCAGGAAUGGUGAAAUUGAAAAAGCUUUGGAAUUGUUUGAGUCAAUGAAAGGUGAAGGAAAUCCUGUGACCUGGAAUUCAAUGAUAUCAGGCUAUAUUCAAAAUCAUCAGCAUGAAAAAGCUUUGAAACUUUAUCAAACCAUGUGUAGAACAUCAGUCGAGCGUUCUAGAUCGACAUUCUCUGCUCUGCUUCAAGCAUGCACAUGCCUAGGAUCUAUUCAAUUGGGUCGAUCACUCCAUGGCCAUGCAAUCAAGACAGCCUUUGACUCUAACGUUUAUGUUGGAACAUCACUCAUAGAUAUGUACUCAAAAUGUGGGAGCAUCUAUGAUGCUAAAACCUCGUUCACCAGUAUCUACUCCCCUAAUGUAGCAGCUUUUACCGCCCUAAUCAAUGGAUAUGUGCAACACGGGCUUGGGAUUGAAGCAUUCUUAGUCUUCGAGGACAUGUUAAAGUGCAAAGUUGUGCCAAAUGCAGCUACUCUUUUGGGGAUUCUUUCUGCAUGUAGUCAUGCUGGUAUGGUAAAUGAAGGAGUGACACUUUUCCAAUCAAUGGAAAAAUGUUAUGGUGUGAUUCCAAAUUUAGAGCACUAUGCAUGUGUGGUGGAUCUUCUCGGUCGAUCAGGACGUCUGUGUGAAGCUGAAGAAUUUAUCAGAAACAUGCCAAUUGAAGCUGACGGGGUGAUUUGGGGAGCUCUGCUAAAUGCUUGUUGGUUCUGGAUGGACUUGGAAUUGGGUGAGAGUGUGGCUAAGAAGAUCCUUAGUUUGGAUCCCAAAGCAAUAUCUGCCUAUGUUAUUCUGUCUAAUAUAUAUGCUAUAUUAGGCAAGUGGGUUGAGAAGAUCAAUGUGAGGAGGCGAUUGAGGAGCUUAAAAGUGAAAAAGGAUCGUGGAUGUAGUUGGAUCGAUGUAAAUAAUAGAACUCAUGUAUUCUCUGUAGAAGAUAGAUCCCAUCCUAACUGUAAUGCAAUUUAUGCAACUUUGGAGCAUCUGUUAGCAAAUGUAUACUCUAUAGCUCAAUUUGACUAUGUUCCCAAGUCAAUUUCGGAGGAUUCGUUUUCGAAUUCAAUACAAUCCCUUUGAUUAGCUCCUUAUAUAUAUAUAUUUUCUUCAUUCAAUCACCUCGAGAACAUG
Momordica charantia (bitter melon) is the source of this 2593-nucleotide messenger RNA. RefSeq names its product pentatricopeptide repeat-containing protein At1g06140, mitochondrial. The record is from RefSeq and is a predicted model, not a curated record. Gene Ontology annotation, biological process: RNA modification. Gene Ontology annotation, molecular function: protein binding; RNA binding. NCBI's taxonomy places the organism in Eukaryota, Viridiplantae, Streptophyta, Magnoliopsida, Cucurbitales, Cucurbitaceae.